Cinara cedri is the source of this 1455-nucleotide messenger RNA. Lineage: Eukaryota; Metazoa; Arthropoda; Insecta; Hemiptera; Aphididae. The record is from the annotation of a GenBank genome assembly.
UAUGUGAAUAUGUGCUUGUCUAGCAGCAGCUGUUUGCUUAUUAUCAGCUAUUUAUUUUUCGUUAUCAUUUAUCAGCAUUAUGCUUGUGCAGUUGUGCAUAGUUGGAGUUGCUUUUGGCGACGUGUUUGACUUUUUAAUGCUAAAUAGAAAGUGAUUGAUUAGUUCAAUUUAUUCGGUGUCAUUACAAUCGUAAAAAUAUAAAAUUUAAAAUCAUUAUGGAAGGCACCAAAUCCAUUUUAAAAACGAUACCGCUUUUGAAAACAAAAGCUGGACCCCGUGAUGUCGAUUUAUGGCCUCAGAGACUCAAAGAAGAAUAUCAAUCUUUGAUCCAAGUAAAUUCAAAUAAUAAAAUAAUAAUAUUAAAUUGCAUAUGACCCUUUGAGACGGACACAAUUUCAUUAAUGAAUAGUUGUUUUUAUUUAUUUUCAGAGUGUUAAAAACAAUAAAGAUAAUGACAACGAUUGGUUUCGACUCGAAUCAAAUAAAGAAGGAACCAAAUGGUUUGGAAAGUGUUGGGUGUUUCAAAAUCAGCUAAAAUACGAGUUUGACAUAGAAUUUGACGUAAGAAUAUUAUGUUUUAUGUACAUUUAUUCUCCAUAAUAAAUUAUUUUCAUAUUACUUUGUUUUAGAUUCCAGUUACAUAUCCUACUACAGCACCUGAAAUUGUAUUACCUGAACUUGAUGGUAAAACAGCCAAAAUGUAUCGAGGUGGAAAAAUAUGUUUAUCAGAUCAUUUCAAACCAUUGUGGGCUAGAAAUGUGCCUAAGUUUGGUAUCUCUCAUGCAUUGGCACUAGGAGUAAGUUUUAUUUUUUUAUAAAACAUUUAACUAAAAAAAAAUCAAAUCUUUCAGACACUAUUAGUUUUAAAAAUUAGAUUUUUUUUUUUAAAAAAAACAUUGUUCAGAGUAUUAAACCUAUUCUCAUGUCAACUGAAGAAUUUUAACACAGUUAACAAACUUUUAAAAGUAUAUCCAAUAUUUUGUCUGUUUCAGUUGGGCCCAUGGUUAGCAGUGGAAAUUCCUGAACUAAUUGUGAGAGGUGUGGUUAAAUACAAAGAAAAAGAUGACGAUAAAUAACAUUAAUUUUUUUUACUAUGGGCCGUGCGUUUUUUGGAUAUACAUUGAUGUUAUAUUAAUUUUUAAAUAAUUGUUUUAUUUCCUUUUGUCUAGCCAUAUUAUCUGAUUAUGAAUGUGAUUACUAAGUGUUAUAAUAUAUUUUGAUUUUAAAAUGUAAAAUUCAUAAAGACGGGUUGUCGAUGAGAAUGUAAUACUAUUAUUGUAUCCUCAUUGGCAGUCAAAUGAAAAAUGUUGUAUUUAAAUAAAAAUUAUUUUAUUUUUUUUUAUAAUUCAGUUUUAUAAUAUUAAUAUUUAUUGAAAUUUUAAUAAUGUUUCACUAUGAAUAUAAAUGCCAUUUUUUAAAAUUUGUUUUUCUAUUGAUUUACGUAAUUAUAAAAUA